AUGGAAGAAAAUAGUAACAAAGCUCUCGAGCAGACUGAACGUGAAGAGCUUAAGCACUUCAUUAAUAUAAUAUACGCUUUUAUGUCGUACAAACGGGACGGCUCAGUCGACGUCGAAAGGAUAUACAGGUCGUUCAACCUGCUUUCAGGGGACGACAAGGCCUUGCUGAUUGAAUCCCCGCCAUCUAGGACGAUAAAAAUACUGAAGGCGCUGAUUAAAAACCAAGAUUUUAUAAUCGCAAUGAUAUCUGGGAUCGUGGACUUAGAAAAAUACACGGGGAAAUUGGAUAAAUUUUACGCAGGAAACAAGUACACCGACGAGGAGGUGAAGAAGGAAGUCAUACACAUAAUAAGAAAUACGCCAUUUUGCAACUGCCCGGACGAUUUGGAGGACGAUGAGAUAAAGCCAACCAGCGACCCGCUGGUCUUGCAGAGGAACGUGAACUGGGUCCGAUCUACGCUCCGCCAGUUCGUGAGGGAUUGGUCGGUUGAAGGAGAGAAGGAGCGCGACCAGUGCUUCAGGCCACUCCUGGAUGCACUGCAGCGGAGAGUUCCAAUAAGAGACCUCGAAGAUCCACCACUGAUUCUCUGUCCCGGUUCUGGGUUGGGAAGACUCCCCUUCGAGGUCUUGAGGCUCGGCUACUCGAGUCAGGGUAACGAGUUCUCGUACUUUAUGCUAAUAGGUAUUUGCCUCAUUGCCCAUUUCUUUGUAGGUUCACACUUCGUUAUAAACCACGCCAUCAGGCCCAACGCCUUUAAAAUAUACCCGUAUUGCUUAGACACCAGCAACAGGAUAUCUAAAGAGGAUCACCUGAAGGAGGUUGACAUACCUGACGUAUCUCCAGGAGAAUUUAAACUCGAUCGCCAAAAAUUCUCAAUAUGUGCAGGGGAGUUCAUAGAGGCUUACGAGGGGUUCUCGGAGCACUUCGACGGGGUCCUAACGUCCUUCUUCCUGGACACCGCCAAGAACAUCAUUUCGUACAUCAGGACGAUCGCGCGUCUGACCAAAAGGGGGGCCCUCUGGGCGAACAUGGGACCCCUGCUGUAUCACUACGCAGACCUGACGCACAACUCAAUAGAGCUCCCCUGGGAGGAAGUGAGAACGAUAAUCUCAAACUGGUUCACAAUAGACAACUUUGACGUUAAAGAGGCGUACUAUACAUCAAACUCGUUGAGCAUGAUGAAAACGCAGUAUAAAUGUAUCUACUUCGAGGCGACCAGAAACGAGGUUCCGGUUAGCGGGCAAUCGAAUACAUUUUAA
Theileria orientalis strain Shintoku is the source of this 1260-nucleotide messenger RNA. RefSeq names its product Mg protoporphyrin IX chelatase. Lineage: Eukaryota; Apicomplexa; Aconoidasida; Piroplasmida; Theileriidae. The transcript is spliced from 4 exons. The coding region runs from base 1 to 1260 and encodes 419 amino acids. Gene Ontology annotation, molecular function: S-adenosylmethionine-dependent methyltransferase activity. The record is from RefSeq and is a predicted model, not a curated record.